Chionomys nivalis (European snow vole) is the source of this 2857-nucleotide messenger RNA. RefSeq names its product myocardin (gene Myocd). NCBI's taxonomy places the organism in Eukaryota, Metazoa, Chordata, Mammalia, Rodentia, Cricetidae. Bases 61 to 2751 code for a protein of 896 amino acids. The record is from RefSeq and is a predicted model, not a curated record. Gene Ontology annotation, biological process: cardiac muscle cell differentiation; smooth muscle cell differentiation. The transcript has 11 exons.
ACUGAAGAUUCCCUAAAGCACAAGGGCAGAAACAGGUCUGAUCGUGGCAGCCUGAUUAAUAUGCACAUUCUCCAAGCCUCCACGGCAGAAAGAUCCAUCCCAACUGCUCAGAUGAAGCUGAAAAGAGCCCGCCUCGCAGAUGACCUCAAUGAAAAGAUUGCUCUCCGCCCAGGGCCCUUGGAACUGGUGGAGAAGAACAUCCUGCCUAUGGAUUCCUCAGUAAAAGAGGCUAUAAAAGGUACGGAGGUGAGUUUCUCCAAAUCAGCAGACGCAUUUGCCUUUGAAGAGGACAGCAGCAGUGAUGGGCUUUCCCCAGACCAGACUCGGAGCGAUGACCCCCAGGGCUCUGUGGGAUCACCCCCAGAUAUCAAAGCCAGCGAGGCUCCAUUGGCUGGCCCUCUGGACUCAAUCCAGGAUCUCGCUCCUGGCUCAGAAAGUGACAAGAAUGAUUCAGCCUCUCAGGCAAGCAACCAGUCGGACUCCGGGAAGCAGGGGCUCGGCCCCCUCAGCACCCCUAUUCCUGUGCAUGCUGCUGUAAAGUCCAAGUCUUUGGGUGAUAGUAAGAACCGCCACAAAAAGCCCAAGGACCCCAAACCAAAGGUGAAGAAGCUUAAAUACCACCAGUACAUCCCCCCAGACCAGAAGGCAGAGAAGUCCCCCCCACCCAUGGACUCCGCCUAUGCCCGGCUGCUGCAGCAACAACAGCUCUUCCUGCAGCUGCAGAUCCUCAGCCAGCAGCAGCAGCAGCAGCAACAGCAGCGGUUCAACUACCCUGGGAUACACCAAACACACCUCAAAGAACCUAAUGAACAGAUGGUCAGAAAUCCGAAUUCCUCCUCAACACCGUUGAGUAAUACUCCUCUGUCCCCUGUCAAAAGCAGUCUGUCUGGACAAACUGGUGUCUCUUCUCUCAAACCAGGCCCCCUUCCAGCAAACCUGGAUGAUCUCAAGGUGUCCGAGUUACGACAACAGCUUCGAAUACGAGGCUUGCCGGUGUCGGGCACCAAGACGGCACUGGUGGACAGGCUUCGACCCUUCCAGGAUUGUGCUGGCAACCCUGUGCCCAACUUCGGGGACAUCACAACUGUCACCUUUCCUGUCACACCCAACGCCUUGCCCAGUUACCAGUCCUCCCCAUCGGGCUUCUAUCACUUCGGCAGCACCAGCUCCAGCCCACCCAUCUCCCCUGCUUCAUCGGACCUGUCGGCCGCAGGGUCCCUGCCAGACACCUUCACUGAUGCGUCACCUGGUUUCAGCCUGCAUGCGUCCCCGGUGCCAGCCUGCACCGACGAGAGCCUGUUGAGCAGCCUGAAUGGGGGUUCCGGCCCCUCGGAGCCCGAUGGGCUGGACUCGGAGAAGGACAAGAUGCUGGUAGAGAAGCAAAAGGUGAUCAACCAGCUCACCUGGAAGCUGCGGCAGGAGCAGCGGCAGGUGGAGGAGCUGAGGAUGCAGCUGCAGAAGCAGAAGAGCAGUUGCAGCGACCAAAAGCCACUGCCCUUCCUGGCCGCCACCAUCAAGCAGGAAGAUGUCUCUAGCUGUCCCUUUGCAGCCCAACAAGUGUCUGGGAAGGGACAAGGCCACAGCUCUGAUAGUCCCCCUCCGGCCUGUGAGGCUGCUCAGCUGCUGCCCCACUGUGUGGAGUCCUCAGGUCAAACCCAUGUACUCUCGUCCACGUUUCUCAGCCCCCAGUGCUCCCCUCAGCACUCGCCCCUGGGGACCCUGAAGAGCCCCCAGCACAUCAGCCUGCCCCCCUCACCCAACAACCCUUACUUCCUGCCCGCCUCCUCUGGGUCGCAGAGAGAGAGCCAUGGGGUCUCCUCACCUAGCAACAGCCAAGGGUGCGCACAGACCUCAGGGGCACACGAAAGCCAUCCUCCUAGCUUCUCCCCACCAUCUUCCAGCCUCCAUCAGCCUUUCUCUGGUACCCAAGCAGACAGCAGUCACAGUGCUGGGCUCAACCCUUGUCCCAAAAGCCCUGUUAUCCAUCCAAAGAUGACUGGCUUGCAAUCUUCUGACAAGGUGGGGCCGAAGUUUUCAAUUCCAUCCCCAACUUUUUCCAAGUCAAGUUCAGUGGUUUCUGAGAUAACCCAGCCCCCAUCCUACGAAGAUGCAGUAAAGCAGCAAAUGACUCGGAGUCAGCAGAUGGAUGAACUCCUGGAUGUCCUCAUUGAAAGCGGAGAAAUGCCUGCUGAUGCCAGGGAAGAUCAUUCUUGUCUUCAAAAAGUCCCGAAGAUACCCGGGUCCUCCUGCAGCCCUACCACCAUCCUCCCCAAGUCCUCAGCUCCCUUUGAACAGGCAUCUUCGGGAGGUCAGAUCUCCUUUGAUCACUAUGCCACCGACAGUGAUGAACACCUAGAAGUCUUACUGAAUUCUCACAGCCCCAUGGGAAAAGUGAGUGACGUCACCCUCCUCAAGAUCGGCAAUGAGGAGACUCCUUUUGAUGGAAUCAUGGAUGGCUUCCCAGGGAAGGCUGCCGAAGACCUCUUCAGUGCUCACGAGCUCUUGCCUGGGCCCCUCUCCCCGAUGCAUCCGCAGUUAUCACCCUCAUCAGUGGACAGCAGUGGCCUGCAGCUGAGUUUCACAGAAUCUCCCUGGGAAACAAUGGAAUGGCUGGAUCUUACUCCACCAAACUCCACGCCAGGCUUCAGCAACCUCACCACCAGUGGCCCCAGCAUAUUCAACAUCGAUUUCCUGGAUGUCACAGAUCUCAAUUUGAAUUCCCCCAUGGACCUCCACUUACAACAGUGGUAAACCCUUGAGGAACAAGGGCUAAGGGAGCUUGAUAGAGAUUCUAUGGGGAAAGCACACAACCAGAAACACUUGUGUGAUCCAAAAGAUGAAAGAGAAAAAAUGGGGA